GCCGUUGAUGGAGAAGGGGGCGGAUGACAGCCGGGACGGUGGUGAUCACCGGGGGCAUCUUGGCGACUGUGAUCUUGCUCUGCAUCAUCGCGGUCCUGUGCUACUGCCGGCUCCAGUACUACUGCUGCAAGAAGGACGGGUCGGAGGAGGAGGAGGAGGAGCCGGACUUCGAGGUGCACUCACACCUGCCGCCGCUGCACUCCAACCGCAACCUGGUGCUGACCAACGGCCCCGCGCUGUACCCGGCCGCCUCCACCUCCUUCAGCCAGCGGUCCCCGCAGGCCCGUGCCCUCUGCCGCAGCUGCUCCCAGCGAGAGCCACCCGCCUUCUUCCUGCAAGAGCCGGAGGAGGAGGAGGAGGAGGAGGAGGAGGAGGAGGAGGAGGACGUGCUCAACGGUGGCGAGCGUGUGGUCUACAAGAGCCUCAGUCAGGAGGACGUGGGGCUGUCCCCUGGGGGCUUCGGGGGCCUGCAGGCGCUCAACCCCAACCGCCUGUCAGCCAUGCGGGAGGCCUUCUCCCGGAGCCGCAGCAUCAGCACCGAUGUGUGACCUGCGCCUGCCAUGCCUGGGUGCC
This is a messenger RNA of Otolemur garnettii (small-eared galago), 573 nucleotides long. RefSeq names its product family with sequence similarity 163 member B (gene FAM163B). NCBI's taxonomy places the organism in Eukaryota, Metazoa, Chordata, Mammalia, Primates, Galagidae. The transcript has 2 exons. The record is from RefSeq and is a predicted model, not a curated record. Bases 24 to 548 code for a protein of 174 amino acids.